Molecule: messenger RNA, 1146 nt
Organism: Maudiozyma saulgeensis
Lineage: Eukaryota; Fungi; Ascomycota; Saccharomycetes; Saccharomycetales; Saccharomycetaceae
Source: the annotation of a GenBank genome assembly
AUGUCAGAUCAAGAGGAAGAAGAAAUUACUCGUUGUGUCUGUGGAGAACAGGAACCAGCUGACGAAUCAGGUCUAUAUAUCCAAUGUGAACAAUGUUCAGUAUGGCAGCAUGGAUUUUGCGUCGGCAUUGUUGAAGACGUUCCUGAUGAAUACUGGUGUGAGCAAUGUAAACCAGAGUUACAUAAUUUGUAUACUGAUGAAGAGGGCCGUAAAAGAUCACAUUAUUUACCUGUUCAAGAAGCUCCAAAACAAGAAUCAGAUCAUGAAAUAGUUGAACCUCAAGAAAAUUUAGUUCCAGAAGAGACUCAACCUGAAGUAAAGAAUGAUGACGUAGAGGAGGAAGAACAACCGGAAUUCAAUGAACCAGAACAAAAUACAGAAUCUAUUACUAAUGAAAAUGAGGAAGAAUUUUCGGAAGAAAAUGAUUUGCAUGCAUUAAGUAAGAGAGCAAGUCGCUCUUCUAGAGAGGAACAGCAAUAUCAACGUAUGUUAGAACAAGCUAUUAAAGAAAGCCAAAUGGAUGCGCCUGGUGAUGAAGUUGAUGAAAAUACCCCAAAAGUAGAGUCUGAAUUUGUUGAGCAGGAACCUGUGGAGGCGAAGGAAUCAAGUUCUGUUAAGCCACUUGAAGAUAAUACCGUCACCACUGAAGCAGAAUCACAAACUGAUGCUCUCGAUGAUGAAUUAAAUCAAUCACCAAAGGUAGUCACAGAUGAUGAAAACACAGUGCCGACAAAGGAAAAACAAAAAGUGAUAAGGAAGCCUAAUAGAAUCACUAAGAAGCCAAGAAGAACUAAUAGCAGAAGAAACCUCACUGAGAGACGUAAUAAUUCUAAUUCUAAAUCCAAGGAUAAACUGGCAGAUGUGACAACUAGCAACUCGGUAAAACCCAGAUUACCCACACAAAGAACUACCAUGAAUGAAAUGAGAAGGAGAACAUCAGCUAUUUUAGAAUUUAUAUCUAGGACACAGUGGGAUUUAGAGAAUGUACAGCAGGAAAGAGAUGAUUUAAUACGAUUUGUUGAAAAUGACCAGUUUAUUGAGAAGAUUGAUACCAUAUUUUCUCAAAAUAAGGAAACAUUGAACAUAAUGAACGAUUUAACUCAAAAACUAUUAAAUUGGGAAAAAAAUUAUUCGAAAGAGAGAUAG